Messenger RNA from Laetiporus sulphureus 93-53, 1445 nucleotides. RefSeq lists its product as uncharacterized. The transcript has 17 exons. The record is from RefSeq and is a predicted model, not a curated record. Gene Ontology annotation, biological process: proteolysis. Gene Ontology annotation, molecular function: cysteine-type endopeptidase activity. The coding region runs from base 356 to 1309 and encodes 317 amino acids. Lineage: Eukaryota; Fungi; Basidiomycota; Agaricomycetes; Polyporales; Laetiporaceae.
AUUCCAGGAGUGGUUGAGGUUUUGACCGGCAUCGAGUAGUUAACAUCGCAGGUCAUUCUGUGCAUACCGAAGUCACCGCCUCUUCCCUGUUUGGGUGGUCUCGUCCGGAGCUCAGCGUCGCUCAUCGCCAUUGUGGUUCUCCUGCUUAUUGACGAUCAGUCCGGAGGACGGAAUUGCACGAUUUUCUCCUGCAGGUGCUAUGCCUCUUAUGGGCUCCUGGAUGUCGUGCAAACAAUGUCCAUCUUGUUUCUGUCUAUAGAAAGCAGGGAAGGCUCCCCGUGGUCCGGAGAAUGACGCCUGGACGGUGCUCAUAAGCACCUUUGGCGUACGCGCUUCCAUACCCGCCGAGUUUACUAUGACCGUGACAAUCCGACGUGCUCCAGUGCGAAGGGCUCUCAGCGUUGCCGUUCGGUACAAGCCCCUCGGGCGCAUUGACCAGGAGCUAGUUUUAGAAGGCACACACCAUGAUCCUCGUGUUCUCCGUAAAUUGCUUAUUGAUCUCUUUGGAUACAGGGAGCAAGACAUAAGGAUCCUCAUGGACGAUGAUAGCGGUCAGCAUAUGUGUCCAACAAAGAAAAACAUCAUUAAAUCAAUGCAUGAACUAGUCGCUGAUGCACAACCUGGCGACCACUUUGUGUUUCAUUUUUCCGGGCAUGGAUCACAGGUGCGAAACCUCGAUGGCACCGAGAAAGAUGGCAUGGAUGAAGUGAUAUGGCCGUUCGACAUACAGUAUAGAAGUGACGAAGACUGCGAUAACUAUAUCAUCGAUGAUCUGAUUCAUGAUAUUCUCGUCAAACAUAUCCCCGCUGGCGCGCAUUUUAUGAUGGUCUUUGAUUGUUGCCACUCUGGAACCGCAGCAGAUCUGCCGUACACCAGCGAUGAAUGUGAAUCACUUGCAAGCCCAGUCUCGAUGUACAAGCCGCAGUUCGACCGUUUAAAGAGCAUUCGCCUCGCUGGAACAGAUCAUGAGGCAUCGCGUCUUGGUCAGCACAAGAGUAUUCGAGAUAAGGUUCAUGUACCGCAUACAGUGGAUGUAACAUCUUGGUCCGCUUGCGAAGAUGAUCAAGUCACUUACGGUGAUAAGAAACACGGGGGUCUAUUUGUUUAUGCUUUGAACAAGGCUCUUCGAGCGAAUCCAACAGCAACACAUGCCGAAGUGUUCCACUCCGUCAGACAUAUUAUAAAAAAUAUUGUGGCGGGGAUCAACAGGCGUAGACCAGAGCGUCACUACGCAAUCCCUUCUCCAGAGUUGUGUGCAGAGGAGGAAUUGGAUAGCAUUGCGGACGCGCCAGUUAUUGAUAAUGUCUGACGAUUGAUCGAACGGCUGGGAUCGGUGGUACCAACCUUUGGUAUUUCCUACUACAUCUAUCGCUGUGUCCAUUUUCCGGGAAAUAUUCAUUCACUUGUCGCUACAGAGACGGGUGCCAAUUGUAUUUCUCCAGAUA